UCAGUUUACUGAACGUAAUACACACAUCCGGACCGUCUUUGUUUACUUUCUUCUAUUUAGCAACUACUUUCUGAUUAUUUAACGCCUAAUAGAAAUUUUAAAUCGAGUUGAUUUUUGUUUAAUCUUUUAUGUUUCAAAUGGUGUCGUGUAGAUUGUUCAUUGUUGGUGUUUUGACCUUCAUAUGACCAUUUAUAUGUUAUUCAAAUUGAGAAAACCUAAAUUUUGAUAUAACAUACUAUUAUAAAAAGAUCUCACCAAUAUGUUUGAUAAUAUUUUUGGUGGUAUUGGAAAAGGCUGUGCCAGUCAUCCAUGGGAGGUGAUUGUGGGUGUUUUAACCAUCACGGCUUGUAUGCUAUCUAUGGACAAAACACCAGACCCAAUACUGUCAGCUGUUCCAAAUAUACCUCUGCAUAGUUCAAAAAUUGAUGAUGAAACACAUGCCAUAGAUGUAAUUUUUAUGACAUUGAUUAGAUGCAUUGCAGUUCUAUAUUGUUACUAUCAAUUUAAUAACCUUAGACAAUUAGAAUCUAAAUAUGUCUUGGGAAUAGCUGCUAUGUUCACUGUGUUUUCAACAUUUGUAUUUAGUACUAUUGUAAUUCAUUACUUAAAUGGAGAUUUAAAAGAUGCUAUGUUCCUGUUCCUAUUAGUAUUACUUGUAAACUUAAAAAAAGCUAGUCUAUUAGCACAAUUUGCAUUAAGUGGUUGUUCACAAUCUGAUGUCAUAAACAACAUAUCCAAAGGAAUGUCAUUGAUUGGUCCAUCAUUUUCAUUAGAUUCAAUUGUAUGUAGCUUGGUUAUUAGUGUUGGGAUGCUCUCAGGUGUUCAACGUCUAGAAACACUGUGCUUAUUCACUUGUAUGUCAUUUAUUGUAAAUUAUGUUGUAAUGAUGAGUUUUUAUCCAGCGUGUUUGUCACUUGUGUUAGAUUUAUUAAGAGGAGGAGACGAAAAUGGCAUGCCAUUUUGGGGUGAUAGGUCUCAAAUAACAGCUAUUUGUAAUGAUCACAAAACUGAUCCAAUCACGCAACGUGUGAAGGUGAUAAUGUCAGUUGGUGUUAUGAUUGUUCAUGCUCAGAGUCGUUGGGCAUUAAGUGGAAUGGAAACAGAGACUGAUAAUAUGCUUGGAAUUCAAGUUACAAAAUUUGCAGCUUUCAAUGAGACUGAAGAGAAUAAUCAACGUUCUGUUCAAAACUCUAUUAUACAUUGGAUGGCUAGUGGUGCUGAUCAUAUAGUUAUUUUAAUUCUUUUGCUGUCUAUGAUUGUGUGGUUUUGGUUUUUUGGUGAUCGAGAUGAAUUAGCGAAUCAUUUUGCAUCAGUAAACCAACCAUUAUUAUUUAACACAUCAACAGAAAAUGUACUUAUAAGAGAUGUAUUAAAAAUAACUCAACACUCAGAAAGUCAAACAGAUAAUUAUAUUCAAAAUAGUGAAUUGUUAGAUAAAAUAGUACAAACUGAUAUUGGAAAUAAUGAUGAACAUGAAAAAGAUUCUAUUUUAAGAUCAUUUGAUGAGUGCUUAUCAAUUUUUAAAACUCAGAAAUCUGCUGAAAAGUUAAAUGAUACUGAAGUUAUGAUGUUAAUAAAAAAAAAUUAUAUUAAACCCUAUAUGUUAGAAAAAUGUGUUAAUGAUCCUGAGCGAGGAGUUGGUUUAAGAAGAAAAGUUAUUUCUGAAGAAAAUAAUUUAGAAAAUGCUUUAAAAAAAUUGCCAUAUGUUGGUUAUGAUUAUUCAAAAGUAUUGGGAACAAAUUGUGAAAAUGUCAUAGGUUAUGUAGCAGUACCUGUAGGGGUAGCAGGACCUUUACUCGUAGAUGAUGUAUUUUAUCAAGUACCAAUGGCUACAACUGAAGGAUGCUUAGUUGCUAGUACUAAUAGAGGUUGUCGAGCUUUAACACUAUGUGGUGGAGUUGUAACAAGAGUAGUUGAUGAUGGUAUGACAAGAGGGCCUGUUGUUCGAUUUUCAUCAGUCACCACUGCUAGUGAAGCUAAGCUUUGGAUGGAUAAUCCAGAAAACUUCCAAAUUAUCAAGUCAGCAUUUGAUUCUACUAGCAGAUUUGCUAGACUGACCAAAUUAUUAGUUCGUAUUGCUGGUCGACAUUUAUUUAUUAGAUUUACUGCAUUUACUGGUGAUGCUAUGGGAAUGAAUAUGUUAUCAAAAGGAACAGAGGAAUCGCUUAAAGUUAUCGGAAUGUAUUUUCCAGAUAUGGAUGUCUUAAGUUUAAGUGGAAACUUUUGUUCAGAUAAAAAGCCAGCUGCAGUUAAUUGGAUUGAAGGUCGAGGAAAAUAUGUUGUUAGUGAAGCUGUUGUACCAUCUAAAAUCGUAACAGACGUAUUAAAAACUACAGUUAGAGCUUUAGUUGACGUUAACAUAAGUAAAAAUUUAAUGGGGUCAGCAAUUGCUGGUAGUAUUGGAGGAAAUAACGCUCAUGCUGCUAAUAUCGUUACAGCUAUCUAUAUAGCUACUGGACAGGAUCCAGCACAAAACGUUGCUAGUAGUAAUUGUAUGACAUUAAUGGAAGCUUUUGGAGAUGAUCUUUAUGUAUCAUGUACUAUGCCUUCUGUUGAAAUUGGUACUGUUGGGGGUGGAACAGCAUUGCCCGGUCAAUCUGCAUGUUUAGAAAUGCUAGGUGUUCGUGGGCCUAACUCUCAGUCACCUGGUGAAAAUGCCAAAAGACUAGCACGUAUUCUUUGUGCUACAGUUCUUGCAGGGGAAUUAUCACUUAUGUCUGCCUUAACAGCUGGCCAUUUAGUUCAAAGUCAUAUGGCUCAUAAUCGAUCAUCCACAACAAUCAGACCAGUCAUAAAUGCUUUAGAAACACAAUCAGCACUUAUACCAAAGUUUACAGACUGCCUAUCUAGAGUGACAUAAUUAUGAUUAUUUAUUUUAUUUGUACAAUUAUAUAUUUUAUAGAUAUUGAAUUUGUAAAUAAAUUUAAAAGUGUUUUAUUAUAGCAAAUAAUUCUGUGAUGA
Messenger RNA from Daktulosphaira vitifoliae (grape phylloxera), 2961 nucleotides. RefSeq names its product 3-hydroxy-3-methylglutaryl-coenzyme A reductase (gene Hmgcr). Gene Ontology annotation, cellular component: peroxisomal membrane; endoplasmic reticulum membrane. Gene Ontology annotation, molecular function: hydroxymethylglutaryl-CoA reductase (NADPH) activity; protein binding. Gene Ontology annotation, biological process: isoprenoid biosynthetic process; coenzyme A metabolic process; sterol biosynthetic process. The transcript is spliced from 16 exons. Bases 260 to 2860 code for a protein of 866 amino acids. The record is from RefSeq and is a predicted model, not a curated record. Lineage: Eukaryota; Metazoa; Arthropoda; Insecta; Hemiptera; Phylloxeridae.